This is a messenger RNA of Hippocampus zosterae (dwarf seahorse), 987 nucleotides long. It is a transcript of the gene rab18a, whose product is annotated as RAB18A, member RAS oncogene family. The transcript is spliced from 7 exons. Gene Ontology annotation, molecular function: GTP binding; GTPase activity. NCBI's taxonomy places the organism in Eukaryota, Metazoa, Chordata, Actinopteri, Syngnathiformes, Syngnathidae. Bases 165 to 779 code for a protein of 204 amino acids. The record is from RefSeq and is a predicted model, not a curated record.
CGUCAUACCGGAAACGGUUGGACUGCUGGGCAGGCCACCAAAAGCAAUGCUGUCAAACUCAGCCCACCCGAAGCAGUAAACAGGAAUGCUAGCGGUUAGGAAACCUUGUGUUAACGGUCGUUUGAGUUGUUCUGUUUAGAGAGACAGUUCGCCUAUCCGCGGCAAUGGAGGACGACAUUCUGACAACGUUGAAAAUACUAAUCAUUGGAGAAAGUGGUGUCGGGAAGUCCAGCCUCCUCCUACGAUUCACAGAUGACACAUUUGACCCAGAGCAAACUGCCACAAUAGGUGUUGACUUCAAAGUGAAGACCAUCAGUGUAGAUGGUAACAAGGCAAAGCUGGCAAUAUGGGACACUGCUGGACAGGAGCGUUUCAGAACCCUGACACCUAGUUACUACCGCGGUGCGCAAGGAGUCAUCCUAGUGUAUGAUGUCACGAGGCGAGAGACUUUUACCAAACUGGAAAACUGGCUCAAUGAACUGGAGACAUACUGUACAAGGAAUGAUCUUGUGAAAAUGCUUGUUGGAAACAAAAUAGAUAAGGAAAACCACGAGCUAGACAGGGCCGAAGGAGUGAAGUUUGCAAGAAAACAUUCCAUGCUUUUUAUAGAGGCGAGUGCAAAGACCCGGGAUGGCGUUCAGUGUGCAUUUGAGGAGCUGGUGGAGAAGAUCAUCCAGAGUCCAGGAUUAUGGCAGAGCGAGAGCCUCGGCAGAUCAGUGCAGCUCACCGACGAGGACGCGGGAGGUGGCAGCUGCGGUGGAUACUGCUCGCUACUCUAGACAAUGCUCGCAUACACGCAAACUAAGUUCCUCACAUAGAGGUGGGAAUACCCGACACACUCCGACGCAAACCUCUGCUUCCAUCCCCUGCUACUGUCCUCCUCCUCCUCACAUCACUUGUUGUGUAGUUGAUAGCCGAGUACCCGGACCGUGGGCUGGAUCGUCCAGCCCGCCUGUGUUCACACAGGCGUUACUGUUUGCACAUGUU